Molecule: messenger RNA, 2013 nt
Organism: Lindgomyces ingoldianus
Lineage: Eukaryota; Fungi; Ascomycota; Dothideomycetes; Pleosporales; Lindgomycetaceae
Product: alcohol oxidase
Exons: 2
Coding region: 1-2013 (670 amino acids)
Molecular function (GO): flavin adenine dinucleotide binding; oxidoreductase activity, acting on CH-OH group of donors
Source: RefSeq, a predicted model, not a curated record
AUGAAGGUCACCAGCUGCAUAUUUUGUACCUCAUUCUUGGCUUCAAUUGUAACUGCACUUCCGCCCGAACCUAUCUGCCCUAAACCUCUCGCGCGAAACGACUCUAAUACCUACGACUACAUCGUCACAGGUUCCGGCCCGGGCGGGGGCACCAUCGCAACAAACCUCGCCCGCCACGGUUACUCCGUCCUUCUCGUCGAAGCUGGAGAUGAUCAAUCCGCAGAUAUCGGCACCCAGAUUCUCUCCUUCUAUGGAGGCAAUGGCCCCGUAAAAUGGGACUUUUUCGUGCGUCACAGCGAUGACCUCGAACGAACGAAAAAAUAUAACUUGCUAACUUGGAAGCUGGCCGAUGGGUCUUACUGGGUUGGCAGAGAACCACCGGAGAAAGAUGCAAAGAUGAUGGGUGUGUACUAUCCACGUGGUGCAACGUUGGGAGGGAGUGCGAUUGUGAAUGCAGCGGCGACUUGGCUGCCAAGCGACUCGGAUUGGGAUUAUUUCGACCGAGGUGUCGGGGAUGGUAUUUGGAGCGGAAAGGACAUGCGCAAGAUCUUUGAACGCAUUGAGCAUAACAACUACCUUGAACCAGGAGCCCCGGGUCACGGCUUUAAAGGUUGGUUGCAAACUAAUAAUGCUGAAAAGAUUGAUUAUCCCACCAGCAGCCUCAAGCUCGUCAUACUACAGGCCGCUUUGAAAAUCAUCGGGAAAGAUCCCUCGAAGGUUAUUGACUACCUCACGAGCGACGGUAACUAUCUUGAUGCUGAAAGAGAUAAGGCUGAGGGUCUCUUUGGCUUGCCAUUUCAUGCUGAAAAGAACUGGAAGAGAUUUAGUCCACGAGAUUAUAUAUUUGCGACUCGGAAUGAAACGACUGCGAAUGGAACCCAAAAGUACCAGCUCCAUCUCCAGCUUAGGUCUCUCGCAACGAAGGUCCUCUUCGAAGAAGUUUGCGGCCAUAGCCAUGGCAAGCCCAAGGCAAUUGGCGUAGAGUAUCUAGAAGGGACGGCCAUGUACAAGGGCGAUUCGCGCUUCAACCCCGCAGCAAAAGGAAGGAUAGGUCAAGCAUUUGCUCGAAAGGAAGUUAUCGUAUCCGGUGGGACUUUCAACUCCCCGCAACUGCUCCAGCUUUCUGGCAUCGGCCCCAAAGCGCUCCUACAAAAGUACAACAUCUCCGUCAUUGCCGAUCUUCCGGGCGUUGGCCGCAACCUCCAAGACAAUUACGAGAUGCCCGUGGUCGGACAUGCGAAGACUAAUAUGACUACCCCUGUUAACACCACCGGUCCGGCCUGCACCCAGGGCGCCCCAGGUGAUCCCUGCGUGGAUCUCUGGAGGCAAGGUAAAGGUCCAUAUGCACACGCUGGUCAAAACGCAUGGGGCCUCCUUCUCAAAUCUAAGCACUCUCUCGAUGGGGAACGGGAUACCUUCAUCUUCUCGACCGGUGGUGGGGCAGCAUUCCGGGGCUUUGCACCACCGACUAACCAGCCAUCCACCGACCCGCCCACGACCUUCUCUUGGUCCACGGUAAAGAUACAUCCACAAAAUACGGCUGGUGUGAUCCAGAUCAAAUCCAAUAAUCCCCAGGAUAUGCCGGAUAUCAACUUUAAUCACUUUGUUGAGGGUGCGGAUACAGAUCUUGCCGCAAUAUUGGACACUGUUGCGUUUGGACGGAAGGCAUUCUUUGGCACCGAGGCACCGGUAGGACAAGUCACCCCUGUUGAGCCACCAUGUCCUGCCGCGGAUAUUCAGCAAGAUGGUUAUUGCAAAGACCCGACACCAGACCGGGAGUGGAUUCAGAACCAGAUCUUUGGACAUCAUCCCACAAGCUCGUGUGCGGUCGGGCCUGAUAGCAAUCCACUAGCUGUGCUAGACACGAGACUGAGAGUCCGAGGAGUCGAAAGGCUGAGGGUGGUUGAUGCGAGCGCUUUUCCGAGAUGUCCAGGCGCGUUUCCGGCCGUUGCAACAUACAUGUUGAGUGAGAAGGCGAGUGAUCUUGUGCUUGAAGAUGCCGCACAGCUUUAA